This is a messenger RNA of Microplitis mediator, 5287 nucleotides long. It is a transcript of the gene retn, whose product is annotated as protein dead ringer homolog. The record is from RefSeq and is a predicted model, not a curated record. The transcript is spliced from 7 exons. Lineage: Eukaryota; Metazoa; Arthropoda; Insecta; Hymenoptera; Braconidae. Gene Ontology annotation, molecular function: DNA binding. Gene Ontology annotation, biological process: regulation of transcription by RNA polymerase II. The coding region runs from base 703 to 2604 and encodes 633 amino acids. Gene Ontology annotation, cellular component: nucleus.
UCGUAAGAGACCGUAAUCGCGCGUGCAUGUGACAUCGUCUCUUAUAUUCAAUUUUUAUAAACCCUAAAUAAAUUAAAUUCCGCAGUACUUUUAUUUAUUUAUAUAUUUUUAUCUCGAUAAUUACUUACUCUCGCUUACCAGCGGAAAUAGUAAUCUCAGGAUUAACAAUCGUCGACAAUCGUUUAACCUCGACAAUUCUUAACCAAAAAGUUUAAACGCUCAGCAAAACUGUGCUCUGUGUAGUGGACACUGUGUUAGUUUAAAAAUUCAUAAAUUAUUAACAAUUUAAAUUUACGCGCGCUUAUAACAAUGACCUGGAGAUUAAAAUUUUAAAUAAACGAAUUAAUAAUCGCGGGUGUUGGUUUUAUUUAUAUUUAAAAAUAUAGUGAAGGUUUAAAAAUAUAUAACAAAUGCAACGUAUGACUAAAAUUGUGCAUUGACGUCACUUUAUGAUUAUUAAUUAAUUAAUUAUCUGUUAAUUUAUCGAUAAAGUAAAUUGUGGACUUUUGAAUUUGUGCAUACGCUGAUUGAUUAUUUAUUUAUUUUUUUUUGUCUACUUGUGAUUUAAAGAGUAAAUCAAAUUUAAAAUCAGAACCUAGAUCCUGAGGUAGACGUAGUGUGAUUUAGAUUGACAACCGCUGAGCGGUUAAUUAAUCAGUCAAAAUUCGGGUAAAGAACAGAGAACCCCUGCCAUCCUACGCGAUGGAAAUUAGCGACGAGUACCAGGACAUGGGGAAUCCUGGUGGUGGAGUUGCGAUGGCCAGUAUUCCUCUUCAUCAUCGACAGUCGCCAGCCAGUUCCGAGUCACAUCAAGAAGAGGAGUCAGAUCCAGAACAAGAUGAGGAGAGCGGUGAGGAAUUGCCACAACAGCCACUUCAUAAUAAUACUCACACAUCAAAUGACGACACAUCUGUAUCUGCUGGUCUACCGGUUCCACUAACGUCACAUAUCAAUAAUUUUCUCGCCCCACACCAACAUUUCAUGAAAUUAAAACAAGAGCCGGCUGAUAUGGACAUGAUUGGGGCCAAAUCAAACUUGGAUGCACUCCACGCAGUGAUGGCCAAUGGAUACGGUGGUUUUCCGUUUCAAACACCAGCAUUUUUACAACUCCAGCAUCUGAACCCCGCGCAGAACCGCGACGCUGCGGGCGUUGGCAAUAAUGCGCUCCCCUCAUCAGCCAGCUCCCACUCUAGCGAAUCAUCGCAGAGUUCAUCUCGCAACAACAAUGACCCCCGUGACAACGGCUCGCAAUCAAACCCUAAUAAUAAUAACUCGGGAAAUUCAAGCCAGCAGCAGUCAAGCUGGAGCUUUGAGGAGCAGUUCAAACAGGUGCGUCAGUUAUACGAAAUUAAUGACGACCCGAAACGUAAAGAAUUUCUUGAUGAUCUCUUCUCUUACAUGCAAAAACGCACACCAAUCAAUCGAUUACCUAUUAUGGCAAAAUCUGUUCUUGACCUGUACGAACUAUAUAAUUUAGUGAUUGCUCGCGGUGGUUUAGUAGACGUCAUAAACAAAAAAUUAUGGCAAGAAAUUAUAAAAGGUUUGCACCUGCCUUCAAGUAUUACUUCGGCGGCGUUUACUCUACGUACACAAUACAUGAAAUAUUUGUACCCGUACGAGUGUGAAAAACUGCGGCUAUCAACACCAGCGGAGUUACAAGCGGCAAUAGACGGCAACAGACGGGAAGGACGUCGCAGCAGUUACGGAGCAUAUAGUGGAGGUAGUGGUGAUAAUAUGUUACCACGAACCCCAAGCACACCUGGUUCAUUGGCACUGCAUACACAAAUGUCACCGCUAUCUUUAGUAACAGCAUUGGGAGGACAGCAUCAUAGCGCACAGUCGAUGGCUAACGGUAGCGCAGCACACACACCUCUGCCAUACCAUCCUCAUCAUCCCCAACAUCCGCUCGGACAAGCUACUGCCGGGCCAAUGGCGGGCGGACCGCCGGCUGACUUUGAUGCACGUGUAACAGAUUAUCUAAAAUUAUUGCAACGAGACUUUCAACGCAGUAUGGGAUCAAGUUCACCGCCGCUGAUACACAAACAAGGUUCACCACCAGGUUCACCGCCACGUGACACAAACCAAGCGUUAGCAGAAAUGUCAAGACUGACAUUAUGGAACAUGUACAACAAUAAUCCGCUGUAUGGUGGAUUGGCACAGCCGCCACUAUCGCCGCAGACGUCCCACUCUCCGCAUCCACAGGCCGCGAGCCCUGAGCCCCAACGCGAAGCACUAGAUCUAGGGUUGCGCACAUCGCCGACUUCUUCAUCGCCAAUCCGGCACAGCUCACCCUCAUCUGGCGGCAGCCUUCAAGUUAAAAAAGACCGCGAGUCUCUCGAUACCCCCUCCCUAAUGACUUCACAAAAGCGCUCGCUCUCCGACGACGAGGGCCCGCACGAAAAAAUGACUGCGUUACCGGGAACGCAUAUUAAAAUUUCAAACCGCGGAGACGGCAGAAACGGAGACAAUUCUCUUGCCGUCAGUAUGGAGAUAAACGGAAUGAUGUAUCAGGGUGUCUUGUAUGCACAAAGUGACAAUAAUAAUAAAACUAGUAUCAGUAUCAGUAAUAAUAAUAACAACAAAACGCGGAGUUUGGUAUCGUGAAUUUUCAAUUCAGUUCAUUCAUUUUAUUUUAUUUUUUUUUUUUUAACAAAUAAUUGGAUGUGACAUAUGCUUUUAAUUUAAUUAUUUAAUUUCAUUUUUAAAUUUCAUGUUUUUAAAAUUAUUCGAUGGGUCCCGUAUCUUUUUUUUUAUCGCGACCGGUAAAAUCACUCGAGGAAAAAAAAAUUAUUUUAUUUUAUUUUAUUUUCUUAUUCUUUGGAUAAGUCAUGAAAAUUAACGCAAAGAAACAAUAUUUUGAAUUUUUUUUUACAGUUUUGCUAUAAUUGGAAUUAUUUGAUUUUCUUUCGCGCAUGUACCGAAUUUAUAUUUAAAAAAAUAUUCAUGAUUUAUAUCAAUAUAAAAUACUAGGAUCCAUCGAUAGGAGAAAAGUGAGUGCGUGCAAUUGAAACAAAAAUUAUAAUUAUGAUAAAUAAAAUCCAAUUUUACUUCGAUUUUUUUUUCUAAUAUGCAUACGAUUUUUUUUUUGUUAUCGGAUUCUUUUACUCAAUUAUGUACAUUUUUUUAUUUUAUAUUCAUUUAUUAUUAUCAUUACUAUUAUCACUAUUACUAUUAUUAUUAUUAUUAUAUUAUGCAUCACAUAUUCAUAUUAAAAUUUUUUAUUGAGUAAAACAUAAACUAAGAAAUUUUAGAUAAAAGAAUCUUAUAAAAAUAUGUAAAAAAAAAUAAUAAUAAUUUUGGAUGGCAUCAGUUGUCUCCAAUAUUUUUUCAUUUAUCAUAAAUUCUUACCGUCAGUUCUUACUAAAAUUUAUUCUCUACGGUUUCGUCGCCUGCAUAAAUAUAAAAAAAAUAUUACAUUGUUUUAUUGCCUACUCAAAAAUAUUUCAUGAUAUUCAAGCAUUCAAUUGAUUGCCAUGUAACUGCCAACCCAAAUCUAGAAAAAAUCAAGUAGUUGAGGAGAAAUGAUCAGUGUUCAAAAUCGAUCACAAAAAAAAAACUGAUCUGGAAAAUAUCAAAACUACGGAAGCCCACAAUAGUAUAACUCGCGUCCACGAUAAGAUAUUGGGUUGAAUCUCAGCUGAUAGAGGCAAUAACCUGAUCAGGUUAACAAUUUCCAAUAGAAAACUCUGUAAAGUUUUCCAGUUGCGAUUAUGAAGCCUACCAUAGUUCUGAUAUUUUUAAAAUCGUAAAAAUGAUCAUUUCUUUUCAACAAGUAUUUGAUUUUCUCAGCAAAUAGAUCAGAAGCUUGUCUACAUUAAUUAGAAAUUUUUUGGAUUAGGGUUCACAGUUAAACAGCAAUCAAUUGAACACAAUGAAAUAUUAUUUUCAUGGUAUCAGCGUCGAAACUUCAAGUCUCAGUGUCUGUACAGUCAGUCAAAAGAAGCGAAUUUAAGUCCAAUGCCGCGAAUUAAUAUUAGCAGGCGCGUAAAUUGUAAAUACCUUCAGUCAGCGGGCAGAUGAAAACUUGUUUCUUCUCUUGGGAAAAAAAAUAGAAUAUUACACACCCAAGAAGGAAAAUAGGACAUUACAACCCUGGUGUCUAAUCACGUGGUGGCAGUUUGCGCUUACGCUAAUAGUUGCUCUUAAAUUAACUUAUUUUUGACUGGCUGGUAAUUAAACUUUAAGUUCCAAUGCGAAAUCAUGAAAAAUCUACUGUGUAACUCAGGAAAAAAUUCGAUUCCGGUCUCGGGUGAAGUCAGCACUAAAGCGGCCAACUUCACCCUGGUCUGAAAUUGUUUUAUUUCAUCCCUUGUCACACAAUUUGGUAUUAGUAGGCACUGAGGUAAGAAAUUGAGCAAUGAGAAUUUUUUAUGUCUGGAAAAAUACUAAAGGAAUUUGAUAAAUUCAUCAAAACAAUCUCGGCAACUGAUGGCUUCAAAAAUUAAUUAAAAUGUCAGUUUAGGAAAUUUCAUUAAAUCAAACAUUUAAUAAUUUAUUUAUUGUAUCAUUAAUAAUCAUAAACAAUCGUAACGUUAAUGAGUAAAUAUUAAUUAAUAAUAAAUUAUAUCAUCACAAUUGCAUUUGAUCAUAAUUAUUAAUUAAUUAUAUAGAUAUAAAUUUUUAUAUAAAUCAUUUUUCAAUUUGUACAUUUUGUUCACAUCACUUGAUAUUUAAUUAAUCAACUUCGCUUGAUUAAUUAGCUUAAUUAAUAAUAGUUAUUAUUAUUAUUAUUAUUAUUAUUAUUAGUAUAUUUAAAUACGAAAAAUAUAUAACGAUUGUAUAAUCUAUUGAAAUAUAUUGUGACGCGAUAAAGACGAUCAAGUCUUGCUUAUCCAUAAGCUUGUAAAUAUUUAGUCAGCCAAUUAAAUAAAUGAAUAAAAUAAAAUAAAAUAAAAUAAUAAUUACAAUAAAAAGUAUUUUUUUUUAAUUAUUAUUUUUAAUUAGCGAUAAGUUUAUUAACUGAUUAUUUUUUUAAUGCGUUGAUAUUUAAAUAGUUUUUUUAAAUUCAUAUGAUUGAAAAUUUAUUUUUAAUUAAUCACUAAUUAAUUAAUUAAUUAAUUUCAUCGCACAUUAAUUAGUGGCAAUGUAAAUUAUUUUUGAGGGUAGUUUUUAAUUAACCACAAAAUUAAUCAUUAAAUUUACGUAAAAUUAAUUAAUAAUUAUUUGGUAAAAAAAUUUUUAGUCAAAUUUUUAAAUGUUUUCGAUUGACAAAAAUUUUUUUUUGUUUAAUUAAUUAAAAAAAAAUGUUAAUGAAUUAUUUAAUGAUAAGGCUUAUCAUUUAACAUGA